Molecule: messenger RNA, 2623 nt
Organism: Cottoperca gobio
Lineage: Eukaryota; Metazoa; Chordata; Actinopteri; Perciformes; Bovichtidae
Gene: smpd2b
Product: sphingomyelin phosphodiesterase 2b
Exons: 11
Coding region: 486-1817 (443 amino acids)
Molecular function (GO): sphingomyelin phosphodiesterase activity
Source: RefSeq, a predicted model, not a curated record
GAGACUAGUAUGUCAAAUUGCUAGCUAGAGUUGUUUAGCAGCUGUUAACGUUUUCUAGCUGGUUAACGUGACAUUACCUGUAAGCGACUAACGGUCGGAUAUUAUCAGUUGACGUUACAUGAUGAUGAAACUGACUGUUCUCACGUUUUCAGAUGAGAUGGCUAACAAGCGUAGCAUUUACGUUAGCCGAAACUUUAUCUACCUUGUCUGCGAACUAACGUCACUCUACCUGACCUCUAAAUAGAAUAAAGGCUUCACAAAUCUGAAACUGUUUUAAGAGUCUCUGGCUUCUCUAGUCCUGAUUUUGAAGUAUAGUGGUUUGUGAUCUGGACCUGGUCCAAUGUGGUCUAGAUUAAACUCAGCGAACAUGCAUGCUAUUAAAAGGACAACAUUUCACCAGCUUCUUUGAGAUAAAGAGCUGCCCCACUCAUCUCCGCUGAUCUGACACUCCAUCAUCACAUCUACUGACCCGCUGAUCUGCCAGCAUGGCUAACACAGAAUCUGUCAAUGUCCGGGUCCUCUCUCUGAACUGCUGGGGAAUCCGCUACCUUAGCAAACACUGUCCGCAGCGCUAUGCCAUGAUCGGAGAUAUGUUGUGCAAGGAAGAGCAUGAUAUUGUCUUACUGCAGGAGGUGUGGAGUGAGAAGGACUAUCUGUCUAUGAAAAAGAAACUUGCCUGUAGUCAUCCUCACUCUCAUUACUUCAAAAGUGGAGUCAUCGGCAGUGGACUGGCCAUUUUCUCCAAACACAGGAUCCACGAUACGUUUCUUUUUCGCUACUCACUGAAUGGUUAUCCUUACAUGGCUCACCAUGGAGACUGGUUUGGAGGUAAAGCUGUUGGGAUGGCUGUCCUAAACAUUGGCAGCCUUACCGCAAACGUCUAUGUGACUCAUCUACAUGCUGAGUACUGCAGAGACAAGGACUCGUAUCUACCUCACAGAGUGGUUCAGGCCUGGGAGCUGCAGCAGUUCAUCCGCCACACCUCAGCUGGAGCAGAUAUGGUGAUUCUAGGUGGCGACCUCAACAUGCACCCUCAGGACCUCGGCAACAGACUACUGAGGUCUUACACUGGACUCCAAGACUCUUAUUUAGAGACUGCUAAGUUUGAUGGAUGUGAGGAUGGUAUGACUCUAAUAGCUGACAACCCUUUUAUCAAUAAAAAGGAGCUUUGUCCCUUUGAGAAGGGAAUUAGAAUCGACUACAUCCUGUUUAAGGGUUCUCCCAAAACGGACGUUUAUUGUGAUUUCAUGUCCACCACCAAAGGCUCCGUCCCGGACCAUCCUUUCCCGUACUCAGACCAUGAGGCUCUGACUGCCGGACUGAGGCUGGAGACAAACACUCGAGCUGAGAUCGGAAGUGACAGACAACCAAAGAUUCUGGACUCUGCUGCAGGGAAGGUGGCUGAGUUGGUCGACAUUGUGACAGAGGCGCGCACUGAAGUCAAAGUGGGCUUGCACUGUGCCGAGAGGAUGCGCUACACAGCAACGCGCACCGGAGUGAUGGGGUUGGCUCUGCUGUUUCUGGAGUUGGCCAUCGCUGCGGUGCCCUGGUUGGCCCUGGGAGCAGAACAACCUUUCCCUCGUACAUCCUUCUACCUGCUGGCUGCAUUGUGCUUCGCCAUCCUGCUGACCACCUUUCUGCUGUACAUCUUCUAUACCAUGGAGCUGAAAGCUCUUCAGGGGGCUGAAGACCAGAUGAGGCUGGCUGUAGGAAGUCUGCAAGAGAAGCUCAGGGGCUUUCCUGUGGCUCAGCCCCACAACGCCCAGCGGAGGCCCCCAGAGGGUCAUGAGCCCGGUGCAUUGGCUACAGAGAAAUAAUAGAGGAGCUAACUGGGUCCAAGUGGGCUCAUGGAGAGGAGCCUUUGAAGUGAGCUCUAAGAUGAAUGUUAAAGGAAGUCCUUUAUCCUCUGAUUGUGUUUAAUGCUCUCGAGAUUUAGAUUUGUACUGCAGAAUGAAGUAGUUUUUGAAGGACAUUUCUGAAAGUAGUGCAGGACACAUGCUUCGACCUUUUUUUAUACUUUUUAUAUACUCGUCUUUUAGGCUUUUCCACCCCUAGAUUUCCUCUCGAUGCACCUCAACAAACACGCUUCCUGUUAUAUAGUAUGAUGCUUCUGUGCUACUGCUGUUCCUAAAAGUCAUAAAUGUGACCAUUUGUGUUUCUUAAGCCUCAGAUCCGACUUGCAUUCCAUCCACCAGUAGUUUCAGCGGGACCAGUUGUUUCUGUUUUUGUUUUCAUGCUUCCCUUCUGUGAUUUGGACACUAUCAUAGUGGGUCCAGACCGUUAGCUGAUUUACUUACAGAAAGAAGCACUGUGCUCUCCGCUGCACAGAGGACACAGACACUCCGUAUGUAGAAGGUUUGCCUUUAGGUCAUUAACUUUUUCUCUGCAGGACAGAUUGUUGAGAGCUUCCAGUAGCACUUACAAACAUGGAGCCUCAUGCAGUUAAGACUUUUCAGUGUAGUAUUGUAGGAAAAGGGACAAAUUCUAUCUGCAUGUCUCAUGUUCACUGUCUUGCACUGGAAAGUAUCUUUGUUAGAGACAAUCUACACUAUUCUGUCCCAAAGUAUAGCAGAGGGAAUGUGUGUGGGUGUGUAUAUAUGUAUGUGUGUAUAUAUUAUAUAUU